Lacerta agilis (Sand lizard) is the source of this 5025-nucleotide messenger RNA. It is a transcript of the gene SERTAD2, whose product is annotated as SERTA domain containing 2. The coding region runs from base 312 to 1316 and encodes 334 amino acids. The record is from RefSeq and is a predicted model, not a curated record. Gene Ontology annotation, molecular function: transcription regulator activity. Gene Ontology annotation, cellular component: nucleus. The transcript has 3 exons. NCBI's taxonomy places the organism in Eukaryota, Metazoa, Chordata, Lepidosauria, Squamata, Lacertidae.
UCCUCCUCCAUUGUAUAAUGCUUCGUGACCGCCGCCGCAGCCCGAGCAAAGCGGAGGCUUAAAUCCUUCCCGAGCUGCAUUCGCUUCCCCGCCCCCACUCCUCUCCUCCUCCUCCUCCUCCUCCUGCCCACCGUCAGCCCCACCACCCGCGGGCGAGGAGAGCGACAUAUGGAGCUGGGGGAAGAUUAGGAGGAGCGCGCAGGAGCAGCCCCUGAUGCUUCUCAGCUCUCAGGAGGAACUGCAUGUGAGAUGUGCAGGAAAAAGAGGUCGGCUGAGUUACUUUACUUCCUUGGAAACGGUUGAGGGUCCAAAUGUGCAGACGGAUCGGAGGUUCCCGUGUUGCUUUGAGCAGAUAUAUGUUGGGGAAAGGAGGAAAGCGGAAGUUUGAUGAGCAUGAAGAUGGGCUGGAAGGCAAAGUGGUGUCUCCUACUGAUGGUCCAUCGAAGGUGUCUUACACCUUACAGCGCCAGACUAUCUUCAACAUUUCCCUUAUGAAACUUUAUAACCACAGGCCAUUAACAGAGCCAAGCUUGCAAAAGACAGUUUUAAUUAACAACAUGUUGAGGCGAAUCCAGGAGGAACUCAAGCAGGAAGGCAGCUUGAGGCCUGUGUUCAUCACCCCUUCACAGCCUCCAGAUCCUCUUGGAGAAAACUUCCGGGAAGUUCAGCCUGCCUUUAACCAUCUGGCCUCUCCGCCAGUCCACCCCACUGACUCAGCAAGCACUACUACGCCACUGGAGUCUUGCCUCACCCCUGCCUCUCUGCUUGAGGAUGACACUUUUUGCACUUCACAGGCUAUCCUACAAGAUGGUCCUAUAAAACUACCACCUCCAACUAUCCAACCAGUAAAGGACAGUUUCUCCUCGGCCUUGGAUGAAAUUGAGGAGCUCUGUCCAACACCUACCUCCGCUGAGGCAGUAGCAGCUACAGCGACAGAAAUGACGGCAUCUGUUAACUCUAAGGGGAAUUCCAGUGAAUCCAGCAUUCAGAAGUCCGAGGGAGUCCAGGAGAACAGAAUAAAUGAACCUAAACUAAUGGACUCUUUACCUGGCAAUUUUGAGAUCACAACAUCUACAGGUUUUCUUACAGACUUGACCUUGGAUGAUAUUCUCUUUGCUGACAUUGAUACUUCUAUGUAUGAUUUUGACCCUUGCACAUCUACUACGGGGGCUGCCUCAAAAAUGGCUCCCGUCUCUGCAGAUGACCUCCUAAAAACUCUGGCUCCCUACAGCACCCAGCCAGUAACCCCCAAUCAGCCUUUCAAAAUGGACCUAACAGAACUGGAUCAUAUAAUGGAGGUGCUUGUUGGGUCUUAAAAUAUAGCAACUUUUUACAAAAAAAUGUUCCAGUAUAAACACUUGGUAGUAUUUUCACAACCUUCUCCCUUCUUACAAAUCUACGCAGACAGACAGACAGACACCCACACCCACCCACCACUUUGCAUGCAUCUUUGCUUGUCUUUUUCUAAAAAGGAUCACACUAGUUUUUGCUUCAAGCAGAGUUGGAGUGCCUUCAUCCAUGUAUGACCACUUUUAAUGUAUUUUUGAAAGUGGUUCCUCAAGGGAGACCUGAAAUCCUGAUAUGGGGGGGAUGCAUAUUGUAAACAAUAUUAAUAUGUUUGACAGAAAAAUGAAUUGUAAAAGCUAAGCACAAGGAUUAUGUUGGGGGAAAGCUGUAAAUUGCAUGUGCAUAUUUGUCUAUUUUUUCUAUAAGUUUUAUUGCAAGAGGUUAAAAUAUUAUUUAGAUAAUCAUGUAACUUUUUGGCAUUUUAGCCCUGUCUAGGUUGACAUAGCAAUUCAGCCUUUUUAGAGGUAUUAACUAUUCCUCUUUAAAUGUUGCAUUUACAUGGCUCUUAAAAGAAAAAAAUACCUGCUACCCAAAUUUAUUUUAUAUUUUUGUACAGAUUCUGCAAUUUAUGAUAUUGGGGUCUUUUCUUAAAAAAAGAGAAAAAAACAAAAAGCUGUUUAUACUCACACACAAAAAUGGAAACAUAGCUAUUUUGGUAGGAUUUGCUCACCCAGUUCCUGCAUACACCUUCUGAUGUAUAAGAACUGCUUGUAGUUUUAUACAGACUUGUAGUGUUUUAUAUGUGUAUAAUGGUGCAAAGAGAAAUUUGGAUCAAAUCAUUCUCAAGUUGGCCUCCCUGAAUCCAGACACACAUGCUUGAAGGGAAAGGCCCAAGGACUCUUCCCUUUUAAAGUUUCACAAAUAUUUGCUCCCUACCGCGUACUACUGUGAUUUUAAACAAAAACCUUAGAGCCAUGUCUAUUCCAACACUGAUGUCAAACAGUUGGCAGGAAAUAGCUGUGAAACUUCAUUCUGAUUAAAUUCCCUCUUCCUCCCACCCUAAAACGAUCAAGAAUAUUUUUUUUAUCAUGAAAUGAAGCAUUUUUUAAAAAAAAUUAAAAUACUAAAACCUGACUUCAACCACAUUCUUAACAGAAAAUUAAGCAUCCUUAAGCUCAUUUACUUGGGAAAGGCCCAUUAUGUGAGCUGGUCAUGGAGCAAAAAUUUAGGAUCCAAAUUAAUGGACUUCUGUGUGCUUAACUCUCUGUUGGAUUGCAUGCAGCCAUUGUAUUUGCAUCUAGUCUUAGAAUGGCAUGACUUAGUAAGUUGUAAUUAUUUUUAAACGGAACCAUAUUACAACAAUGUGUCUAGCCUUUAAAAAAAAAGUUUUUUGGCUGCAUAAACUGGCUACGCUUACUUUGAAAGUAAGUUACAUUGAAGUCAGUGAAGCUUUCUUCCAUGGAAAUGUGUUUUGGGGUCUUGGGAGGAGGAAAUGUUCUCAUCCCCUCCGAUGGUGUAUCGCGAAUAUACUGUAUUCCUUUGAAUUAGUCUUACCUUAGCCUUUUCUUAGAACAUACUCACUGUGUUAACAAGUGCUGGGAAAAAAGAAAGAAACUUCAGUAUUACUGCAGUGAAAUCAUCUCUUAUCAGCGCUGGAUGGACUCACUCAAAUAUCCACCGCUGUCAGAACUGGAGCCUGCCACAUUGCGAACUCUUGGUGUCUUCUCUAGGGUCGGUUUCUUGAACUGACUGUAUUACCUGCUUUACACUUUAUAAGGCCUGAUUUGUUUUGAAUCAACAACUGCAGCUCUCUAUGCAUGUCUCCCUUCCCACUGCAGUCUUCUCAUUACAGCUACUGUUGCAGUUCCCACCCCCUCUGUUUUCAUUUGUGAUGUACAUUUAUUUUAAAGAAAACCUGCAAUGUUAUCUAUCGUGCCUGUUGCUGAAAUUGCUAUGGCAUAUUAAUUUUAAAUGGUACUUAAUUGAGUGCAGGUUACAAACUAUAUUGUUGAUAUGCAUAUGGCUUCUUUAGGAAUAACUUUUAUAUUUAUUUAAGAAUUUUUAAAUUAUGUUUUAUGUAAUUUGGCAAUAUUCAGUCAGUUCUGCUCGCUUCUUGUCAUGGAUUUUAAAAAUUGUGUCUUGUCUGCCUUUAAGAAGGCAGCUUUAUAAAACUGGCACUUUAGAACAGGCCAUCUCUAUUUAUUUAAAAUGCAUAUAAUGUAUUAUGUGGCAUGCACACCCAGCUCCUCAUUCCCUUACCAACCAACUUGGCAAAUAGAGAAUUGCUUGUCUGAGCUAAAUGCAUCGAUUAAAUCCCAUUCCGGCCAUUAGUUUUUAAUAUUUUGAAAAGUGUCUUGUCACUCAGUGUGAAAUAAGUGAAGUUUUGAGAGAAUACUUUUGCUUAUCAUCAGUGGUGUGUAUGGCAGAGGGUGAGCCAUUCAAAACUCCUAAUGACAGGGUAUAAUAACUCCUUUAGAUCCAUGUAUACAGCCGGUGGUAUAUAUAAACCAUAAAUAUAAAUUAGCCGGUCACACAAAACCGUGUAUUGGUGGAGUCUAGCCUUAUCAAUAACUCCACAAAAUUUACUAACCCACAACAGUUUCUACUGGCCCCGUUGACCUAUCCACAUCUGCAGCACCAGAGUACUGUAGUCUGAAGUUGAAAGAACCAGCUCACUUCACAGUUACAGAACCUUCUCUCUGGGAUUGAGCUGGAGAUGGUGCCUAUGUGCCCCAGGCUACCAGCCAAGUUACAGCUUUGGGUGCAGAUAUUGAAAACGAGAGUGAUCACAUGCAUUACAGGCACGGCUCAGCAGUUGUUAAACUUACUCCAAACACUUCUCUGCUGGUGCAAUAUUAAGUUCAGGCUAAAAUCCAUACACUUAUAAGCAUCGUUAAGAAGAACAGCAAUGUAAGAUAAGUGCUUUCACCAUUGUUAAAAUCUGAUCCCACACUAACUUAGAAGCAAUUGUCCUCCUCUUUGGACUAGCUAAGAAUUUAAACAAGUUCCAUAUGUUGGAACAUCAUUUUUAGAGCAAAGCAGCAAGUUGUUUUUCAAAAACUGGCCCUUAUACCCUGCACAGUGAAUCCAUUACAACUUUUGUAGCUGAAGUCUAUCUUAGAACAUAAUUUGGAGCAAAUGGGUGGCAUAUGUGACCAGGAAAGGCAACUUCUCUAUAGUAUUUUGUGUCCAAAUGACCAAGUGUUUCUUAUAAUGCAUUGUAGCCCUUGAAAAUAUGAACUGAAAUAACUUCUGCUCCUGGAUAGCCUUCUCUCCAGUGUGACUCACAUUUCUUGAAGGGCCAACUUUUAACAGGCUAUGAUUUCUCUUCCCCCCCCCCCCAGGCAUGAAUACUGGGGGAUUUUUAUUUACACUCAUGUGCAAUGAAGUUACAAGAAGAGAGCAGAAUUUAAAAGAGCUUUUUUGAAUCUGAAGUAAUUUUUUCCCAUUUUGUUUUCCAUAAGUUAUUUAUUCCUUCUUAUUUUUCCUUUUGUAAAUAUAUUUAUUUUAUUGUGAAGCUAACAACACCUGGAUUGUAACAUGUACAGAAUGUAUGGUAGGAAUGUAUUCUCUGGUAGGAAUGUAAAUCCAUACGAGAGGGGAAUGAAAGGUAGGUUUUGAAGAUUAACUGGGUUCUAUUCAGGAUACAUGUCAUUCACAAGAUUCUUCCCCCUUUUCUCUACUCCUCCCUUUCUACUAUGAGUAGAUCUGGUUGGAUAGAAUUAUGCAAAAGAAAAA